Messenger RNA from Aspergillus neoniger CBS 115656, 2245 nucleotides. Its product is annotated as alkaline phosphatase family protein. NCBI's taxonomy places the organism in Eukaryota, Fungi, Ascomycota, Eurotiomycetes, Eurotiales, Aspergillaceae. Gene Ontology annotation, molecular function: ribonucleoside triphosphate phosphatase activity; nucleoside triphosphate diphosphatase activity. The transcript has 3 exons. Gene Ontology annotation, biological process: nucleoside triphosphate metabolic process. The record is from RefSeq and is a predicted model, not a curated record. Bases 106 to 2208 code for a protein of 700 amino acids.
AUUUCCCUUACCAACACUUCAUACGUGUCGCCAUACCGGCUCUAAGGUCGGUCGGUCCCUCCUCCGUGCAUCUGCACUCCGGCCUCAUGCCACCACCCGUCACCCAUGCCUCUCCGACGCAACAUUCCCACCUCCGCCCUGCUGUCUCCUGGCGACUAUGACGAAGAUGCCGAGUCGCUACGUUCCCCGUCAGAGCAGGACUCUGACUCGGAGGACGACGAGUUUCUUCGGAGAUCACGCACUACAUUAGAGCUUGCCGAGCACGAUCGCACAGUACUGGAAGAGGAAGAAGAAACAGAGAAACUGCUCACCCGUACCGGUCCAACUCAUGGCCUUCGCCGCAUCUUCAGCCCCAGCAGUAGUAGUGUUCGAAUCGGAAAGCAGGAACGCAGGAGACAACGCCAACAGGCCCGAAGAGAGGCCCGCAGAGAGCGCCGCAAGAAGGCGCGUGGAUCCGGAGAGAUAAUGUUCGAGAUGGAAGAGGGUCAUCGGGACGAUGAGCAAUCUCUCCUGAGCGCUUCUUCGUCCGACUUCGACACACGGGUCAAGGAAUAUGCUUUUAUGCAGCCACGGCGCGUUCCAUGGCGCAGACUCGCCCUCGUAUUCUCCGCUAUCUUUAUCCUUCUCCUCAUCUUCUUACUGGGCGCAUAUAAAGCAUCUAUAAAGUAUGGAGCCCCUCAUUCCUCGAGGCAGCUUCUAUCUAAUGGCACUGCGUUGUUCGCCCCCACGACGAUCUUGAUCUCUCUCGAUGGUUUCCGAGCGGACUUUCUCACUCGUGGCUUGACACCAACCCUCCGCUCAUUCAUUGCAAAUGGCGUCUCGCCGCAGUACAUGCUACCCAGUUUCCCGAGCGUGACCUUCCCGAAUCAUUUUACACUUGUUACGGGACUAUAUCCCGAGAGCCACGGAAUCGUUGGAAAUACCUUCUGGGACCCGGAGCUGCAGGAAGAGUUCUACUAUACCCACCCGUCCGUCAGCAUGCAGCCGAAAUGGUGGAACGCGGAGCCCCUCUGGAUGACGGCCGAGAAUCAGGGCGUGCGGACCGCUGUUCAUAUGUGGCCGGGCUCCGAGGCACAUAUCGGAGGCGUAGAUCCAACCUACCUAGACGAAUACAACGGGUCCGAAAAGCUUUCCUCGAAAGUGGAACGCAUCUUGGGACUGUUGGAUAUGCCGGGAGUAGAAGCGGAGUCAGACAUUGCGCCCCAAAGGCCUCAGUUUAUCGCUGCCUAUGUCCCGAAUGUUGAUGCAGAUGGACAUAACUAUGGCCCCAACAGCACUGAAACUCGCAACACAAUCGCUAAGGUGGACGACAUGCUUGGCAGCUUAUUCUCCGGUAUCGAAGCACGCAAUUUAACGGAUGUCGUGAACAUCGUGAUUGUCUCCGACCAUGGCAUGGCGACAACCGCGACCGAGCGAUUGGUUCAGUUGGAGGACCUGGUCGAUCUUGAUCUAGUCCAGCGCAUCGACGGCUGGCCGUUACGCGGGCUGCGUCCCAAACGGCCAGAGGAUCUCCAAGUUCUCCAAGAUCAGCUGGAGAGCGUGGCCGCGAACUAUUCGUAUGCGGUCGAGAUCUACACACGUGAGGGCAUGCCUGAACGCUAUCACUUUCAAAACAACGAUCGCAUCGCCCCUCUGUGGGUAAUUCCAAAGACAGGAUGGGCAGUCGUCGAGCGUGCCGACUUUGAUGCCCAGAAGGCCCUGGAGAAUGGGGAGGUCUAUCACCCCAGAGGCAUUCAUGGAUAUGACCACGAGCACCCCUUGAUGCGGGCAAUUUUUAUCGCCAGGGGACCCGCAUUCCCCCAUGAACCAAAUAGUCGCUUGGAAGCAUUUCAAAACAUCAAUGUGUACAACAUAAUUUGCGACUCACUCGGCAUCACCGCCCACCCGAACAAUGGGACCAUGCGUCUGCCUCUCAAGACGAUAGGCCUUCACUCUGACGAAGACACGCCCACGCUGGCCAGUGUUCCAGAUCCUCCUGUUUCUAGCACGACCGCCACUAUGACGCCAACGAUGAUGCCGUCGGCAGAGAUUUCCUCUUCUGCGUCCCCGACGGAAACAGCGCCUGAAGCUCAGCCCGAGCCUGACCCGGAAAGUGAGGAUGAGAAGGGUCCUACCUGGUGGGGGACUCUUUGGGACAAACUCCAGGAAGCGAAGGAGUGGGCGACCGACAUAUUCGACACCGUGAAAGACAAUUUCACCGGAUCGUGAUCAUAGACAUAGAACGAGUGGCUGUGACAUUGUUUUC